AAUAACUCCUUUGCAUUCGUGUUUUCUCUUGCUCAAGAAAAGCCUCUUUACACUCUCACUGUAUUUGCUUUACCUCCUCCCUUCGCUAUCAACGAACGAUCUUAAACGAAUCGCUCUCUCUCUCUCUCUCGAUCUUCACCAAUGGCAAAGGAACCAGUUCGCGUUCUCGUUACCGGAGCUGCAGGACAAAUUGGAUAUGCCCUCGUUCCCAUGAUUGCUAGGGGAGUGAUGCUUGGUCCUGACCAGCCUGUGAUCCUCCACAUGCUUGAUAUCCCACCUGCAGCUGAGGCAUUGAAUGGUGUGAAGAUGGAGUUGGUAGAUGCCGCGUUUCCUCUUCUUAAAGGUGUUGUUGCCACAACCGAUGUUGUGGAGGCCUGCACUGGGGUUAACAUCGCAGUAAUGGUUGGUGGCUUCCCAAGGAAGGAAGGAAUGGAGAGAAAAGAUGUGAUGUCUAAAAAUGUCUCAAUCUACAAGUCACAGGCUUCAGCUCUCGAGAAGCAUGCAGCUGCAAACUGCAAGGUUUUGGUUGUUGCUAACCCAGCAAACACCAACGCAUUGAUUUUAAAGGAAUUUGCACCAUCUAUUUCUGAGAAAAACAUUACUUGUUUGACAAGACUGGACCAUAACAGGGCACUUGGUCAAAUUUCAGAGAGGUUGAGCGUCCAAGUCUGUGAUGUUAAAAAUGUGAUUAUUUGGGGGAAUCACUCGUCUUCCCAGUACCCUGAUGUCAACCAUGCUACUGUUAAGACUCCAGCUGGGGAGAAACCAGUGCGGGAGCUUGUUAAGGACGACGAGUGGUUGAAUGCAGAGUUCAUCGCUACUGUUCAACAACGUGGUGCUGCAAUCAUCAAAGCAAGGAAGCUUUCAAGUGCACUAUCAGCUGCUAGCUCAGCUUGUGACCACAUUCGUGAUUGGGUUCUUGGAACUCCUGAGGGUACCUGGGUUUCCAUGGGGGUGUACUCUGAUGGUUCAUACAAUGUACCAGCUGGUCUCAUUUAUUCCUUCCCUGUAACUUGUCAGAAUGGAGAGUGGAAAAUUGUUCAAGGGCUCAGCAUUGAUGAAUUCUCAAGGAAGAAGUUGGAUUUGACAGCUGAUGAGCUUUCGGAGGAGAAGGCUCUUGCAUACUCGUGUCUCUCUUAGAUGCGCUUUCCCCCCCGCCCCCUACACUGGCGUGUAAUAACAGAGAGCCCGUUCACCUUCCAAACCAGCCGGCAGCGUUAAUUUUUCAAUAAAGCUUUUGUUCUACCUAGAUGAAUUAAUUGUGGAGGAGCUGCCACCUUGGAUCUUACUUUGUUAAAGACGGUCACAUAUGAUAUGAGGAUGUUUGAAUUUUUGUUGUAUGUUUUCCUCGAUUGAGACUUCAAUAGCUGCUGCCAAUACAUGAUGAGUUCUCAAGGUAAUUUUGUACGCAA
Molecule: messenger RNA, 1412 nt
Organism: Populus nigra (black poplar)
Lineage: Eukaryota; Viridiplantae; Streptophyta; Magnoliopsida; Malpighiales; Salicaceae
Product: malate dehydrogenase-like
Exons: 7
Coding region: 142-1140 (332 amino acids)
Biological process (GO): tricarboxylic acid cycle; oxaloacetate metabolic process; malate metabolic process
Molecular function (GO): L-malate dehydrogenase (NAD+) activity
Source: RefSeq, a predicted model, not a curated record